Molecule: messenger RNA, 776 nt
Organism: Pterocles gutturalis (yellow-throated sandgrouse)
Lineage: Eukaryota; Metazoa; Chordata; Aves; Pterocliformes; Pteroclidae
Product: anoctamin-2-like
Exons: 5
Biological process (GO): chloride transmembrane transport
Cellular component (GO): plasma membrane
Molecular function (GO): chloride channel activity
Source: RefSeq, a predicted model, not a curated record
UUAUUCAAUUUGGCUUUGUCACACUCUUCGUUGCCUCCUUCCCUCUGGCACCUCUCUUUGCUCUUCUGAACAACAUCAUAGAAGUCCGGCUUGAUGCAAAAAAAUUUGUUACUGAACUGAGGAGGCCAGACACAGUAAGAGCAAAAGAUAUAGGAAUUUGGUAUAACAUUUUGAGUUGUAUUGGAAAGCUUUCAGUUAUCAUUAAUGCUUUUGUAAUUGCUGUCACCUCUGAUUUCAUUCCACGCCUUAUGUAUCAAUACGCAUAUAGUCAAAAUGGAACCAUGCAUGGCUUCAUCAAUCACACGCUCUCAUACUUCAAUGUCAGUCAUCUCAAGGCUGGAACACAGCCAGAAAACUCCCUGUUUGCACAGGAUGUUUUAUUCUGCAGGUUCAAAGACUACAGAGAACCACCUUGGUCUCAUAAUCAGUAUGAGUUUUCUAAACAGUACUGGGCAGUCUUAUCUGCUCGCUUGGCUUUUGUUAUUCUGUUUCAGAACUUGGUGAUGUUCCUCAGUGUUCUGGUUGACUGGAUGAUUCCUGACAUCCCCAAGGACAUCAGUGUACAGAUCAAAAAGGAGAAGAGCAUACUUGUUGACUUCUUCCUGAAGGAAGAGCAUGAAAAACUGAAGCUGAUUGAAAGCUUUAUCAUACGUGACAAGCAGAAACACAAAAGUGGGACCAAAGGUGAAAAGAUCCGGGCUGCCAGCUUCUGUCAGUUUAACCGAAGUCAGAAAGGCAGCUUUACAUCCUUCAGCUCACAGCACACAGAAGUGUGA